UGCACCCAAAGUGCCGUGACGAACAGGGGAAUACCUAUUCAAUUUCACUGUCAAGUUCAACCCAUUUUCUGAGGAUGGUUAGCCUAUAGGGCUGUAGGGGAUCGUGUAAAGAGAACAAAAGAGAAGAACUGAACUACUACGUUACUUCACUUUGGUUGGCAGUGGUGGGCUGACGACCACUUAGCACGUGCGCUCCCACGCAGUUGCACUCUGAAAUUCCUUCUGUCAGAGCGCACCAUCCAAGGUCGCCUUCCCGCCUGUCGCUUUCUUGCUACUGAGACCUCAAAUUGAAUGGCUACGGAGAUGUAGCGAUCUCGUACUUUAGGAGCAGCUCUUGCGGUGCGCGCGGUAAAAUGCGUAAAUGACUUAACUGUAAAAUACAGAUGUUCCGUUUUUUUGGACGGUGAUGAUUCUGACUUUCCACUCUCUGAUUAGUGUUACAAGUCAUUCGGUGUUCUCCUAAAACGGGUGUUGGCAAUUGCUCCGAACAUAUGGGACUGGAACAGCUGCAUCAGAACUUGGAGUGGCGCGUUCGAAGUUGCAUGCGCUGUUGAAUGAAAGAACUAAACUACCAAGAGCAAUUCCUCAACUCUGCACAUUUGUUUGAUUUCAAAAGUGUUUGUUACAUAUUUAUUAUAUUAUUUAUUUAUUUUUUAAAGAAUACGAAUAUUAAUUUUAGACCAACGCGCUUAACGCUCUUGGAGCCUUGAUCGGGAGCUUGGAAUGGACUCCACAAAGAUGACUUUGGACCGGAGCCCUCUGCCUCCCAAGACAAACUCUCUCCAUUCCGUGGGUUUACCUGCCUGUUCACCCAAACGGCGCUUCAUAAAGCUGGGGAGAAAACCAAGUGAUGGCUCUUCACAGUCAGGCUCCUCUGGUUCCAGUACCAGGUCAGCUGACAGUGUGGGCGUGGUAGUCAUCAGACAGCCAUCCAGGAGUCGCAUCCGUCGUCAUACCAACCGCUUGUCUUCUGUGUUCCAGCGAGGCUCCGCCCAUAACGCCACCGCUAUGGCCUUACCCGGGUUACCUGGCAUACCUAGCCAUGCUUGGAAGGAGUCGAAUGACAGAAUUUCUCCCGGGGAUGCAUCAAUGACAGAUGACCCUGCUGAACUGUCCAAUCAGAUAACGGCCCCAGGCAUUCUGAAGAUCUUUGGCAGUGAGAUCUGCCAGGGGGCCAACUACAAGAGUGUCCUGGCAACAACACACUCCAGUGCUAAGGAGCUGGUCAAAGAGGCACUGGAGAGGUACGGUCUGAACAAGGAAGAGGCGGAGUCAUAUGUUCUCUGCGACUCCAUUGGCUACGUGGGUGACCACCAGUGGAAGACGGAAUGCUUCCGGGUCGUCAGUGACAACGAGAAGCCCCUCCUCCUGCAGUCACUAUGGAAACCCAGGGAGGGUUUGGCGAGGCGGUUUGAGAUCCAGAGGAGAGCCAGUGUGGAGGAAAAGAGAUCAAGAGACAAGGACACGGUCACUGCUGGCAUCAACGCCCAGGCUCGUAAACUCCAGAAGAGCCGCUCUAGAGUCACCUCUGCCCUGAUCGAGAGGAGGAGUGUUUAUGUGACCUCUACCCAAGAGAGGGGUGUGUGUGGGGCUCGGAACCAAAAGGACAGGGGUGGGAGGGUAUGUGGGGGCCAGAACAAGUCUGAACGGGGGCCGGGUCUGUGGAGGAGCCAGAGUGAAGCAGACCUCUCAUCCCAGUCCACAGAAACACAACAGAAACACCAACAGAACCCCACUGAGCCCCUUAGUCAGAACCCCAAUGAGUUCCACACUCCCAGUCAAGACAAGAACCACAAUCAGUGUCACAGUCAGGACCAUGAACAGAAUGUGGAACUGAAUCACAAAUUGAACCCCGAUAAGAACCUCAAACAGAGAGAUGGAGAGAGCUACGUUGACGCCAAUGUUUCCCCUCUGGAGGACCCUGGAUCAGAGACUUACACAGAGCCCCUCUGUCCUUCCCCUGAGAUGGAGAUAGAGAGGGAGAGAGAGAGGGAGGAGACAGAGAGCAGUGACGAUAACAUAACACUUUACUCCAUUCACCCUCCCCAAGACUGCCCCUACCUACUGCUGCUACAGGGCUACAGCAACAGACAGGACUUCGUCAUCUACGUGCUGAACGGUUCAAGCACUUUGAUUGGUCGAUGUAGUGGCAAAGACAAGGAGAGGUCAAAGGUUGACUUCCCGCUCUCUGCCCCCGACAUCCUGCCUCUUCACUGCUGCCUAUGUCGUCAUGACCACAACGAUAAAGGUUGUUCCACUGUCCGCCUCCGUCCCUUCCACAGUGCUAUGGUAACACGGAACGGGGAGACGUUGUCCAAAGAGGCAGAGCUUAGUCCAGGUGAUGUCAUCGGGAUGGGACGUCACUACCUAUUCUUGUUCAAGGACCCCACUGCCUGGGUUGUUAUGCAGAAGGUGAAGGACCCCACUUCUUCUCCCGAUCCUACAGUUACCGCUGCUCCCGGGGUUCUGCCCCAGGCCACUACACUCMCUACUAGUGAACCAGCACUCUGCAACACCUGUAUCUCAGCUAGGAGGGAAUCUAGUGGGACCAGAGAAAUAAGGUCUAGAAGGGCCACAGCUUGCCUAAAAAACCCUGAGGGUCGCGACCUGAACCUACUCUACGUUGUGGAGCACGAGGAUGCCGUCGUCAAGGAAAUCGUUGCCAUGGGGAGUGUCCAUAGAGACAAGCCGCCGUUGACUAUAGCAUUCCUACUGAGUGUGUGUGUCGAACAUUCCGCCACACACCUCCAAACCUCAGACCUCCGCAGACUACUGCUGCUCAUAGCCAGCCAGGUCCAGAAUGCCAUGUGGGAACACACCAAGGAGCUUGCUGCUAAUCAACCAGAAGUUCUCUGUAGUGACCCAGAGGAGCAGCAGCCUCUCAACCUGGCAGAACUGGUCUCAGGCCUGCGUACCCUGGUGGUCUGGAUGUCCAACGCCCUGGAGCUGCUGUAUUACAUCCAACAACAGAUGCCCCAAWCACUGGCCUGGAGGUCACAUCGAGAACAAGGGGUGGAGGCAGAGGGAGAGGAACACGAUGACAAGGAGGAUGAAGAGAGGGAGGAGGAGAGUAUGGCCCUGUUGGAGAUGAGGCUGUCGUGUGUGAGGUCGGCCAGUGAAGAAACCAUGACGGUUCUGGAGGAAGUUAUCAUGUUGACCUUUCAGCAGUGUGUCUACUACCUCACCAAGACUCUGUACCCAAUUCUGCCUAGUUUGCUGGACAGUGACCCAUUCAGGGGGAGCAGUGGGCUGCUUCUCCCUGAGCAAAAUGAGCCAUUCCUGGAUAGUGGUGGUGUGCAGGUCCCUGGAGAGACAGACCAGGUCCUGGAGGUACUGACAGAGACCAGCAGACUGCUACAGGACUGUCAGCUCCACCAUGAGAUCUCCUCUCAGCUCCUGGCCUAUCUCUUCUACUUCAUCAAUGCUUCACUGUUCAACACACUCAUGGAGAGAGGUUCAGAGGAUGAAUUCUACCAGUGGUCCAGAGGGGUCCAUAUCAGCGCUAACCUAGACCUGCUACUGGACUGGGCCCAAGGGUCUGGACUGGGUGACUUGGUUGUGGAACAUCUCCACACACUCUCCUCUGCUGUCAACCUACUGGCCACUCCAAGGGAACAACUAAUGCAGUCCUCCUGGGAAUCCCUGCGGUGUGCGUUCCCCAGUCUGAGUCCAGCCCAGCUCCACCACCUGCUGAGAGGCUACAGCCCAGCCACACCCUGGCCCCCACACUGGGCCCCUUCUGAUGAGGAUCAACUAGCUACACAGAACACUGCUGAUAUCCUGGAGAGUUUUGACAGCCACCCUCCCCUGGUGCUGCCCAGCUCUGGUUUCAGCCUGGGGCUCGGGGGAGAGGUGACAGACUCAGGCCUGGCUGGACAGCUCAGGAGGCUGCAGGAGUUUAUCAGCAACCUGUCUGUCAAAGAGUCACCAGGGAACUUCAGUCAUACGCACACGCAACAGGAUUAUGCUGUUCCCACGGAAGCCAAGCUGACAAAAAUGGCAACUCUCCCAAAGGCCUCCCUGGAGUCUCUCGAACCCCCCCCCGUAGAGAAGGUCCUACCUCUGGCCUCUCUCCCCAGCCCCUCUCCCCCAUCAUCCCCCUCUCAAUUAUCUUCGCCCUCUCCCCUUCACCUUCCUCCCUUUCCCCCACAGCAAAGCCCUUCUCCCCCAAGUGAUUUGAACUCUUGUGGGGCCCUACUGACCCAGAAGCUGAAGAGUCUGGAGCUCCAGUUCAGAGAGACAGACCUAAGCCCCCUCACCCAGAGGAGGUCUGCCCUGGACCCCUCCUGCCUCCUCACCCCUCCUAACACCCCCCACAGCCUGGAGCUGGUUGAACCAGAGACUGAGCAUCAGGAGGAUGAAGAGGUGUUUACUCUAGAGCUACAGAGAGGAGACAGAGGACUGGGAUUGGUGGAUGCAAGGGGAGAGAGCAUGAGGAUGCCAACAGGGCAGGGAGAGCAGGUGACAUGGAGGACCAAUGGAAGGCAAACAACAAUAUGAGCGAGUAACCAUCCCAUCUGUCAUGCAGGGUUGAGUGGCCAAGCCCACGUGCCCUUACGACCAAGAGAAAGAAGUGAUUUUAUCAUCAACGUCCUCUUUGGUCAUGACUGUCUUGUUUGGUCAUGGCUGUCUUGUUUGGUCAUGGCUGUCUUGUUUGAUCAUGACUGUCUUGUUUGAUCAUAACUGUCUUGUUUGAUCAUAACUGUCUUGUUUGGUCAUGACUGUCUUGUUUGGUCAUGGCUGUCUUGUUUGAUCAUGACUGUCUUGUUUGAUCAUAACUGUCUUGUUUGUUCCAGACUGUCUUGUGUGCAACCCUAGUCACAGUUUGUGUUUUCCUACAGUAAGUGUUUGCUCAAAAACUGACAUGUUACCAACUGCACACAUGAGAACCUAUGCGGAAUGUAAGCAUGUUUUCACAAAGGCAAUUUGCUAUGGUGGCCAAGGGUUUCACAAUGUUUCAAAUCCAGUAGGUUACUGUGAAAUUGUUUGAGGCGUUAAAAUGUUUCAUUUGUUAUUUGCUGCCAGCUUAUCUGGCCACAGUUUGUCAUCCAUUGUUCCUAUGCUAGGUAACUUUAGCAUAGUACGUUUUACUAUAAGUAAAAUAAGCCCUCAUGCAGUUUGUUAUUACAGACUGCAAAUCUUACCCUUAUUCCGGCUGUUGUUUUAUUUUAUUUUAUUGCAGGUCCACUAUCUGAAACGUGUACAUUGAAUGUGCAAGUCAAGGAAAGUUAAGUUGGUGUAUGGCUGGAUUUAGAAUUCAAAGGGAAUGCUAUACGUAAGCAUCAAAAAAUGAAACAUUUCUAAUUAAUAGUCUGUAUGUGCUAUCAGACCCUAGAUGCUAUGUAUUAGUACAUUUAAUGCUGACUUGAGUUUAACAUUUUAAACAGAGUGCAUCCUGUGAGAAUCCAGUGCUCUGCAUAUUUAGCCCAGAAAUGUGUAUGUUAAAUACAAGGUGUCAUUUCACCUCUAGACUGCUGAUGUCUUUAAUUGCCAAAUAAAUCUCCAAUAGUAAUGAAAAUUCUACAAGUCUACAUUGGAUCGGGGCCAGACUACAGAAAAGGGCCAUUAUCUUUAUGCAAUAAUAUUCAACAAACUGGACAAGUUAUGCAAGUUUUGGCUGCUACGUAAAGGGAAAGGGGGAUACUAGUCAGUUGUAUAACUGAAUGCAUUCACCUGAAAUGUGUCUUCCACAUUUAACCCAACCCCUCUGAAUCAGAGAGGUGCGGAGGGCUGCCUUAAUUGGCAUCCACAUCUUCGAGAACAGUGUACAAGUACAUGUAAAGUUUACUCAAGUUUAAAAUGUUAAAGCAUCGUAUGUGGGAAUUCAGUGCACUGCAUAUUAAGCCUCAGAAGUACUUAUGUUAAAUACAAGAUAUCAUUACACUUGUCUACUGAUGAUCUGAGCCAAUGUAGACUUGUAGAAUGUGUCGAAAUCAAUUUGGCAAGGAAAGAAACAAAUCCAUACUAAAGGGCCACUACUUUGAUGCAAUAACACUUCCAACAAACUGGGCAGAUGUUCCGUAAAUAUCAGCUGCUAUGUAUAAGCACAUUGACUUGACUCAUUUAAAAUGUUAAACAACAAAGCAUGAGAGAAUUCAGUAUACUGCAUAUUCAGCCUCAGAAUUUCAUAUGUUACGUACAAGAUAUUACACUUGUCUACUGGUGACUUGCAUUUUUCAUGCCAAAUGAAUCUUCAAUAGUAAUGAGUUCUAAAAGUCUACAUUGGAUUGGGUCUAAUAAAACGUCUGAAUCUUUAAA
This is a messenger RNA of Salvelinus sp. IW2-2015, 6258 nucleotides long. Its product is annotated as ras-interacting protein 1-like. NCBI's taxonomy places the organism in Eukaryota, Metazoa, Chordata, Actinopteri, Salmoniformes, Salmonidae. Gene Ontology annotation, molecular function: GTPase binding. The record is from RefSeq and is a predicted model, not a curated record. The coding region runs from base 724 to 4500 and encodes 1258 amino acids. Gene Ontology annotation, biological process: signal transduction; negative regulation of Rho protein signal transduction; regulation of GTPase activity. Gene Ontology annotation, cellular component: cell-cell junction. The transcript is spliced from 18 exons.